CCAUGUUCCAAUAUAAAAACAUAGUUUUAUUUAUCAUAAUAGUUAAAAUUAGUGCCAAUCUGAAGGCAGCCCUGCUGAGUCAUUCUGUACUUAUACAGCAUAGGCCAGUCGAAAAGUUGGAGUUCAUACAUUAGAAGAUGCAAGCUGUACAGACUUAAAAAGACAGUGGGGAAAGGUAAAAAAUGAUGAAGAGUCAACAUAUUUUCCCAAGCCUGUUGAGGAGUUUUGCCAUGUGAAGCUGCCACUAAAGAGUAUUGAUUUGAAUGAUGAAUCAAUUCGUGAACAGCUGCUUAGUGGAGCACCAAACAGCUCCCUUGCAAAGCACAUUACUGGAAGAAAUGUUUUGCAAAAUGAAGUCAUCCAGGAACAAGAUGUAGCAGCUCCCAAUAAAGUUAAGUUAUUGGAAUCAAUUACUUCAAUUUCUCAAACAGAAAAUCUGAUUGCUGAAAAAUAUUCCAGUAUCAAUUUUAGUUACAGCUGUUGCACAGAAGAUCACUUGUGCAUUAAAAAGUUUGCAUUAAACAAGCAAGAACUUGAAUUUUAUAAAGAUAAAGUCUGUGUUGACACUAGCAAAGCAUUUAACAUGCUUAAAAACAUUGUGCAGGGUGACCCUAUUUGGAAUACUGAGCGAAGUUUCAGGAUCUCAGGCAGUAAAUGCUAUUCCUUAUACACAUUUAAUUCAUGCAACAUUGAAGAUUGGACUAAAAAAAUCCGUUCCUUAUAUUUUAAUUCAUUUGCUGGAAAUGAAGCUACAAGGUAUGGGUUGAGUCAUGAAAAUGUUGCUCGAGAAAAAUACAUGAAGGACACUGGGACAAACGUAGUGGAGGUUGGGUUGGUCAUUUUACCCCAGUUACCUUGGUUGGCAUUUUCACCGGAUGGCAUUGUUUUUCAACAUGGCAAACCAUCGCAUCUUCUUGAAAUAAAAUGCCCUCUUCUUGCAGUAACUUCAUCAUUUCAAGAUUUGAUAACAAGUAAAAAAAAAAACUUUUUAACAGGUGACAACCACAAUGGAUACCAGCUAAAGAAGAAAAAUCCAUAUUAUGGCCAGAUUCAGCUGGGCUUGGCUUUGUUAAACAUGGAAAUGUGCCAUUUAUAUGUUUACAGUAAACAUGAAUCUGCUCUGAUUAUUCAAGUCAAGAAAGACAAUGAAUUUAUAAAUGAUAUGCUUGAAAAUCUGAGAAAAAAGUACUUUUUGUAUAUAUUGCCACUCUUUGUUGAAAUGUUUAAUAAAAAUAUGUAAGUC
Centruroides sculpturatus (bark scorpion) is the source of this 1243-nucleotide messenger RNA. RefSeq lists its product as uncharacterized. The record is from RefSeq and is a predicted model, not a curated record. The transcript is spliced from 2 exons. NCBI's taxonomy places the organism in Eukaryota, Metazoa, Arthropoda, Arachnida, Scorpiones, Buthidae. The coding region runs from base 584 to 1240 and encodes 218 amino acids.